This is a messenger RNA of Lasiosphaeria miniovina, 1471 nucleotides long. RefSeq lists its product as uncharacterized. The transcript is spliced from 5 exons. The coding region runs from base 234 to 1319 and encodes 361 amino acids. The record is from RefSeq and is a predicted model, not a curated record. Lineage: Eukaryota; Fungi; Ascomycota; Sordariomycetes; Sordariales; Lasiosphaeriaceae.
CCCUACGAUGCAUGCCGUUUUCGCUGUAAAGAACACGGAGACGAGGGUGCACCUACAAAACCCGAACCAUCGAGGCUGCUGGGGUGGCUGCAAGAUCUCCAACCACUGAAGACUCAAGAGAUCAACGUUCUUAUCUUGGGCGAGGCGGGCGUGGGAAAGUCGACGUGGAUCAACGCCUUUGUCAACUAAACGCCUUUGUCAACUACCUCACCUACAAUUCUCUCGAGGAGGCCAUGGAAGCGGGCGAGCCGCAAUAUGUCGUCCCGUAUUCCUUUUCGUACCAGCUCAAGGAUGAGAAUGACCGGUUUCGCUCAUACGAUAUCCAGCGUGGCUCUAGCCCCCAAGAACAGAAUGGCAUUGUCGGACAGUCGGCGACCCAGAAGACAAUCGUCUACCUCAUCCCGCUGGGUGACGAGAUAACACUCCGCCUGGUCGAUACACCCGGGAUCGGUGAUAUACGUGGCAUAGAGCAAGAUGCCCUGAACAAAGAGGACAUCUUGGCUACGCUGCAUCAUAUCAACAAGCUCUACGGGAUUCUCAUCCUGCUGAAGCUAACUAACUCUCGCUUGAACGUCAUUGGCUACUCGCCCGGCGAUACCUUCAACCCGCUUAAAACACUCUUGGCCACGUACAGAGAUAGUGAGAUAUCGCUCUUCGAACACAAUACUUACUGCUUCGACUCCGAGAGUUUCCGAUUCCUCAGGCUGUUAAAGCACUGGUCGAGUCUCAACGGCCACAAAGUCAAGAGUACGCUUAGCGUCAACACGGUGCGAGACCACAUUAUCGCAAUCGCGGAUCCACUAGCCAAGCUCACGGAGGCCAUUGAAGAGACGAUUAGGCAAAACACGGAAACCGCUCGCGUCCUCAAACAAUCUAAUAAGACCCGGAGGGAGCUGGAGUCCCAGCUCCGCGUCCAGGUCAUCAGCUUUGAUAACGUCGACCUACUCAAGCCAAGAAUGGUCUAUUCCCACGCCGACUGUCACACAAGCGUGAAGGACGGCGAGAAGGACGGCGAGAAGGACGAAACUCGUGUCAUCUACAACGCCAGCUGCCACGAUGAGCCUUCCCUCAGGGCCUGCCGCGCGUUCGACCACGGACUCCGAAGAACGAAAGACAUGCGUAUCGACCCCGAAGUGGAAAGCCUCUUGGCAGAGAACGCCUCUGCGGCUGAAAUCCAGGCGGCCACCCUAGCGCAGAUCGAGAGAGAUAUCAAGCGGCGAGAGGAGGAGAAGCGGGUGCUAGUGAGCGCGUCGACCGAGUUCGGCCGAUAUCUCAAGCGCAACUCCAUCGUCCCGUACAAUAUCGAGAAGCUGCCGUAAAUCGACGCGCAGCUGAAGGCGCCGGACACUUUCGCCGUUGAGGCGACGACCAAUGCGGUGGACGUCACGUUCCAUCGCUGUACAUAAGCUGGUGGUUGAAAAUGUUGUUGAAGGGACAGUUAUGAUUGAAAAUUGACAGAGAGCGCUCUACC